ACCGCGUGUAUUCAGUGGGAAACAAGUGGCCGUGUGGAUUCUUAAGACAGUCUCUGCGGUGAAUAGAGACACGACAGCGAAACAUUGCUCCUUUAUCAAUAAGCUUCUUUCAAAGAUCAGCAAAUCAGCGAUGAGUGGCGUUACUGACUUUUGGGGCGCGCAACGAGUACGCAUCUGUGAAAAGUUAUUUUUGUAAAAAGACCCGGGAAAUUUUUGAGAAUUCGGCUAAGGAUGUUAGAUAUAAAGAGCUAUUUGCUGCUGCAUUAUUUUGUAUGGACACUUGCACUUGGUAAAUUCUUCACGCCGACAGGUGGUCAAACAACAGUCACUGCGCUAGCCAAUCAUUCUGAUAAACAGGCAUUCAUGCAGGCCAUACGAUACAAGAAAGAUUAUCGUCGUCUGAAAAAACAGGAGGGAGCCAUAAAGCUCGUUGGUGGUGAGAGAGGAGCUUUCGAAGGUAACGUAGAGAUUCUCCAUAAAGGAAGAUGGGGUAACGUCUGCGACGAUGAAUGGGAUGAGUUGGAGGCCAGAGUCGUUUGUGGACAACUGGGAUACAAAGCCUCCAAGGCAUGGCCCACUGGCAAUAGCUAUUUUGGACAUUCAAGAAGACGGUACUGGAUGGAUAAUGUAUUAUGCGACGGCACGGAAUCCGAGUUGGCCAAAUGUCGAUUUGAUGGUUGGGGUAAAACUGACUGCGAGGGAGGCGAGGCCGCCGGUGUAAUUUGUGACCACUUUGGCGAGGAUGUAGAAAUGCAUGACAAUCGAGUGACAGCGAACAUUUCGAAUCUCAUAAAAUUAGAACAACGGAAGAGCAAGAUAAGGGACGUUCAUCAACAAGGAAUUGCUGUUCGAUUGACCGGAUUUCGCCAAGGGCGUAUUGAAAUCAAACUUGGAGAUUCGGAUUGGGGUGUUGUGUGUGGUGAUGGAUGGUCUCUUCUGGAAGCAUCGGUAAUUUGUCGUCAGCUGGGACUUGGCUAUGCCGCCAAAGUUUAUCAGACAAAUUUCUUCGGUGAUAACAGGCUUCCAAUGGCCAUUAGUGGAAUUAAAUGUCACGGAAAUGAGAAAAAUAUUGCCGAGUGUGUACAUGACACCGUUCUUGAUUGCCCUGGUGUCGGAGAAAACGUAGCCGGCGUGACUUGCACGUCCCGCAUAGCCGACCUGGUCCUCGACUCGAUAGAACUUCAACGUACUGCUCACCUGGAGGAUCGACAACUAUUUUGGCUGCAAUGUGCUAUGGAGGAAAAUUGUGUGUCAUCUCAAGCCUACCAAGUGCAGCGAGAGAGUCAGCAGUGGUACUUGGAAAGCCGCAGACUGUUACGUUUCACAGCCCGAAUCUUAAACGCCGGCACCGCGGACUUUCGACCCUCCGUGCCAAAGCAUCUCUGGGAGUGGCACAUGUGUCACAUGCAUUAUCAUUCUAUGGAAGUAUUUGCAACGUUCGACAUCAUUGAUUCAAGUGGAAAAAAAGUAGCUGAAGGUCACAAAGCUUCCUUCUGUUUAGAAGAUAAUCAGUGUUUACCAGGAAUUAAACCAAGAUAUAAAUGUGCUGGUUAUGGAGAUCAGGGAAUAUCCGUAAAUUGCAGCGAUAUUUACAAGUAUAAUAUUGAUUGCCAAUGGAUCGACAUAUCUGAACUAAAUCCAGGAUUAUAUACAUUCAAGGUAGCUGUGAAUCCAGAACUAAAGGUAGGGGAAAUGUCGUUUGACAACAACGCUGCUACGUGCAAGUUACUUUACACUGAUACAUUCGCCAAAGUUCACAGUUGUGUGAUGGGUCAACCCUAAUGGACCACGCGAACAGCAGCGAGAAUACAUAUAUUCACACAUCCAACACGAGACCUGAUUAUGAAUGCCAUUAACGUGGUACUUCUUAUUCGAAACUGUAU
Molecule: messenger RNA, 1883 nt
Organism: Ceratosolen solmsi marchali
Lineage: Eukaryota; Metazoa; Arthropoda; Insecta; Hymenoptera; Agaonidae
Product: Lysyl oxidase-like 1
Exons: 9
Coding region: 232-1782 (516 amino acids)
Biological process (GO): peptidyl-lysine oxidation
Cellular component (GO): membrane
Molecular function (GO): protein-lysine 6-oxidase activity; copper ion binding
Source: RefSeq, a predicted model, not a curated record